Messenger RNA from Suncus etruscus (white-toothed pygmy shrew), 726 nucleotides. It is a transcript of the gene DNAAF19, whose product is annotated as coiled-coil domain containing 103. The coding region runs from base 1 to 726 and encodes 241 amino acids. Gene Ontology annotation, cellular component: outer dynein arm. Gene Ontology annotation, biological process: determination of left/right symmetry; epithelial cilium movement involved in extracellular fluid movement; inner dynein arm assembly. The record is from RefSeq and is a predicted model, not a curated record. The transcript is spliced from 3 exons. Lineage: Eukaryota; Metazoa; Chordata; Mammalia; Eulipotyphla; Soricidae.
AUGGAAAAGAAAGAUAUUGAUUUCAAAGCUUUGGAGAAAGAGUUGCAGGCUGCACUUGAUGCUGAUGAGAAGUACAAGAGGGAGAAUGCGGCCAAGUUUCGAGCAGUUGAACAGAGGGUGUCUUCCUAUGAAGAAUUCAGGGAUAUUGUCCUAGCUUCACACCUGAAGCCACUGGAGCGAAAGGACAAAAUUAGAGAGAAGAUCACUGCGCCCUGGAAUUGUCACUGUACUCAGGAAAGGGCCUCCCAGGAUGAGUCUGCUAACAUCUCCCAGGAGAAACCACUCUUCCAGCCUGAAACCUCAGCAGAGUUCUACCGUGACUGGCGACGAUAUCUGCAGAGUGGCCCAGAGCGCUACCAGGCUCUGCUGCAGCUUGGAGGUGCAAAGCUGGGCCGCCUUUUCCAGACCGAUGUGGGGUUUGGACUUCUAGGGGAGCUGCUGGUAGUAAUGGGUGAUCAUGUGAGACGAGCUGACCAGCCCAGGGUCCUGCAGAUCCUGCGCAGCCUGGCUGACACGGGGCGCUUCACACUAAAUCUCAGCCUACUGAGUCCUGCAGAGCGGCAGAGUUGCCGAGGCUUAUUUCAGAAGCUAAGGGCCAUGAGCUCCUCCAUUCCCGAGGAGGGGCUUGGCCUGGAGGAAGAGAGUCUGGAGAAGGGGCAGCCUGGUGGGAUAAUGGAGGAUGACAUGCUCCUGCAAGAGCUGCUGGAGCUGUACCAGGUGGACUGA